AUGCCACUCCGGACCGCUCCUCCGCGUGUUGGCAGCGUUGGCGUGUGCGGCAACUUUCGUCGAUGCUUAUUUUUCACUGUCUGUGCCCUCUCAUUGGGCGCAGCUACAGCACGCACAGCACGCAGGGUUGCGGCUGCCUCCGCUGCUGCGAGGCUGCUGCUGCUGCAAGGCUCUGCGCUUUCGUUGCAGCUGCACCUCGGCUUUGGCUCACCCGCGCUGUCAUCCUUUCGGCACUCUGGCGCUGGGCACGGGAGCACAGUGCAGGUGUUGGUCUGUGAUCGCUGUCAUUUUCUGCUCGUCGGUCGCCCUUCUGCCUCGGCCACUUUGCGCCAGACUCUGCGCGCCCGUCCGCGCGGUGCGGGUCUGCACGGUCACCGCGAUUUCUUCCUGAAUGCUUUCCUCGCUCCCUCGCUUGACUUGGCACCGGCGCUACUGUACUGCGCUCGGCCGCUCGCCUCGCUCGUCGAGCCGCUCUCUGUUUCCGCAAUCCCGCACGCCGUUGCCUCUGAGAAGAUUGAGGCGUACGACCGCCUCUCCAAGAACCUCUCCUUCGACUCGCACGGCGUCACCGAGACCGUCGACCUCCCGCACGCCGUGCCCGCCUCGCAGUCGUCCGCCAGCGUCAAGGCUGAGCCUGUCCUGCCGGCACAGCCUGCUGUGAGCGCCAAGAUCGCCGUCCCCGAGCCAGCUCCUGCUGCCAACGGCUCGAGCCUCAAGCUCGGCAACGGCUCCGCUCCUGCCGUCAAGGACGAGAAGGAUGCCAGCGUCAAGCUCGCUCCCGGCGGCAAGGUCAAGCUCACCAACUACCCUUCCAUCGCCAACGCUCCCCUCCCCGCAGAGGGCAACGGCACCUUCUCCAACCUCCACCUCGCCCUCCUCAUCUUCUUCACCCCGGCCGUCGUGCUGCGUCUGAUCCCGUUCGUCAACCCCAAGUGGUUCGGAUGGUUCAGCUACCUGCUGCUCUGCGCCCUCUUUGGCGCGCCUGUCGCCAUCGCCUACUGGACCGUCAUGUCCACCUACGGCCCGCGCAUCAACGAAAAGGUGCAGCUGCCCGGCAAGCCGCUCGAGUACUACAUGGACAUCAAGGACGCCGCUUUACGCAAAAAGUACCAUUCGGACAAGAAGAUCCCCUACCAGACCUUCCACGACGCCUACUUUGCCGGCAAGAUCGAGCCCAAGCUGCCGCUCAACGAGCUGCUCGAGUACCGCUGGGACUGGUGCUCGAUGCAGUUCACAUGGCCGCUGUUUGAGUACGUGCUGUUCAACCUCAUCCCCGACGUGCUCAUGCACACCGCCAAGCAGGACCAGACGCAGAUCCAGGACAACUACGACCGCGGCGACGACUUUUACGCAUGGUUCCUCGGCCCGCAGAUGAUCUACACCUCGGGCAUCAUCUCGGACGCCAACAAGGCCGAGACGCUCGAGGAGCUGCAGGACAACAAGCUCAACCUCGUCUGCUCCAAGCUCGACCUGCAGAAGGAGGACCGCGUGCUCGACAUCGGAUGCGGCUGGGGCACCUUCGCCACCUUUGCCGCCGUCAACUACGGCUGCGACGUCACCGGUGUGACGCUCGCCAAGACGCAGACGCGCUUCGGCAACGACCGACUCCAGAAGAACGGCAUCGACCCCAGCCAGGCGCGCAUCCUCAACCUCGACUACCGCGACAUCCCCGUGCAGCCGGGCCACUACACCAAGAUCAUCUCGCUCGAGAUGGCCGAGCACGUCGGCAUCCGCCACUACGACAAGUUCCUCUCGGACGUGUACAACCUGCUCGACGACGACGGUGUGUUUGUCUUCCAGGUGGCCGGCCUGCGACCCACGUGGCAGUUCCACGACCUCAACUGGGGCCUCUUCAUGAACAAGUACGUCUUCCCCGGCGCCGACGCCUCGUGCUCGCUCGGCUGGGUGGUGUCGCACCUCGAGAAGGCCGGCUUCGAGAUCCGCUCGGUCGACGUCGCCGGCGUGCACUACUCGGCGACCAUCCUGCGAUGGGCGCAGAACUGGGAGUCGAACAAGGACAAGGUGGUGGCCAAGUACGGCGACCACAUGUACCGCAUGUGGAGCUUCUUCCUCUGGUCGAGCGUCAUCGUGGCUCGCGAGGGCGGCAGCUCCGUGUUCCAGUUUGUGCUCCACAAGAACCUCAACGCCUACCACCGCAUCAACGGCGUCAAGUCCCACGGCGGCCUCCUGCCCCGUCCCAGCGUCACCAAUGCUGCACAGUCCUUUGGCACGACAGGCACGGCUGCGCCGGAAAAGUGGAGAAAGCAGCGCCACGCAGCCGGCUCAGCCGCACCACGGCAAGCCUCGACACAUCCACCGUCUGCGGCGCCACCCUUCCUACUCUCCACAUCAUCCUCAUCACGUCUGCUAUCGAGAAUGUCGACCAACUAUACCGCGCCACCUUCGUAUGCGCCCAAGGGCUACCAGGCUGUUCCGCAGCACGAUGCGCCGUCGUAUGGUGCGGCGGCGGAUGCCGGUGCCGGUGCCGCCCCGCGCGAUGUGGACCAGGAAGGCGAUCCGGACGACUUCAAAUUCGGCGUGACGGUGGAGCAGUCUUCGCCCGAAAUCCGCGCCAUGUUUCUGCGCAAGGUGUACAGCGUGCUGUUCUUCCAGAUCCUCGGCACGACGGCGAUCGCGGCGAUCAUGACGACGCAGGGGAUUGCGUCGUGGGUGCAGCAGAACCAGUGGGCAUUCAUCGUGCCCAUGAUCGGAAGCUUGGUGACGAUGGGAUUCCUGUACUGGAAACGCCACUCGCACCCCACCAACAUCCUGCUGCUGUCGCUGUUUACCGUGCUCGAGUCGAUCUCGCUCGGAACCGUGAUCACCUACGUGGACCAAAAGAUCGUUCUGCAGGCAAUGGUGAUUACGGCCUUCACGUUCUUUGGGCUUACCCUGUUUACGCUCCAGAGCAAGUGGGACUUUGGCAGCCUCGGCGGGUGGCUGUUUGGUGGUCUCAUGGUGCUGGUGGGCGUCGGAUUCGUCGGCAUCUUUAUGCCGUACAACCAGACGUUUGACCUCAUCAUGGCCGGUGCAGGCUGCGUGAUCUUCAGCCUGUACAUUGUCUACGACACCUGGCUCAUCCAGCGCCGUCUGAGCGCAGAGGAAUGGGUGCUCGCCAACAUCAGCCUCUACCUCGACAUUGUCAACCUCUUCAUCAACAUCCUCCGCAUCCUCAACAACCAGUCGCGCGAUUAA
Moesziomyces antarcticus is the source of this 3195-nucleotide messenger RNA. Its product is annotated as cyclopropane fatty acid synthase domain-containing protein. The transcript has 5 exons. The coding region runs from base 1 to 3195 and encodes 1064 amino acids. Gene Ontology annotation, biological process: cellular response to biotic stimulus. NCBI's taxonomy places the organism in Eukaryota, Fungi, Basidiomycota, Ustilaginomycetes, Ustilaginales, Ustilaginaceae. The record is from RefSeq and is a predicted model, not a curated record.